CAUGCUUGUGAAUUAGAAAUUGAAAAUAAUACUCAUGAAAUUGGUAUUCAAACUGAUGAUAAGGAGACUAGUGAGAUUGGUGUACAAGUAUAUAAUAAUAUGUCAUAUACCCUUGAUAGUUAUAUUCGUCAAUUACAAGCGCAAUUAAACAUAAAAAUAAAUGAAAUAGAGGAUCAUAAAAAAUGA
Messenger RNA from Dentiscutata heterogama, 186 nucleotides. The record is from the annotation of a GenBank genome assembly. NCBI's taxonomy places the organism in Eukaryota, Fungi, Glomeromycota, Glomeromycetes, Diversisporales, Gigasporaceae.